Molecule: messenger RNA, 1141 nt
Organism: Abrus precatorius (Indian licorice)
Lineage: Eukaryota; Viridiplantae; Streptophyta; Magnoliopsida; Fabales; Fabaceae
Product: ras-related protein RHN1
Exons: 7
Coding region: 216-818 (200 amino acids)
Molecular function (GO): GTP binding; GTPase activity
Source: RefSeq, a predicted model, not a curated record
AAACGAACGCGUUUGGACGCAGACGCUAGCAAGGAAACCCACCGUAAGCGAAAAGCAAUAGAAUUCAGAGAGAGAGAGAGAGAGAGAGUCUCUGUCUCUUUGAAUUGAUAAUUUCAAUCUUCAAUUCUUCAUAUCCGCAAAGUGCAGAGCUCUAAUCUUUCGCGUAUUGGGUUUUCGUUUCUCUCUUUGUUUCCGAUCGAUCCAAUUCUCUUCCCAUGGCUACGAUCGGACACAACAAUCUCAAUGCUAAAUUGGUUCUCCUCGGGGAUAUGGGUGCCGGUAAAUCCAGUCUCGUUUUGCGCUUUGUUAAGGGUCAAUUUCUCGAAUUUCAGGAAUCAACAAUAGGGGCGGCCUUCUUUUCACAGACACUGGCAGUAAAUGAUGCAACAGUGAAGUUUGAGAUUUGGGACACGGCAGGACAAGAGCGAUACCAUAGUUUGGCUCCUAUGUAUUACCGAGGCGCUGCUGCUGCUAUCAUUGUCUAUGACAUCACUAGCGCAGAGUCCUUUACACGGGCUAAGAAGUGGGUCCAAGAACUUCAAAAACAAGGGAAUCCUAACAUGGUCAUGGCUCUUGCUGGUAACAAGGCUGACUUGGAAGAUAAGAGAAAAGUGACAGCUGAAGAAGCACGUGUGUAUGCUGAGGAAAAUGGUUUGUUCUUUAUGGAGACCUCUGCCAAAACUGCAGCCAAUGUUAAUGAUAUAUUUUAUGAAAUAGCCAAGAGGUUACCAAGGGCUCAGCCAGCACAAAAUCCACCAGGGAUGGUUCUUGUUGAUAGACCUGCCGAAGGAACAAGGGCUGCAUCAUGUUGUUCAUAAAUAUUUGAGCUGUAUUUGCAUCCCCCCUCCCCCCUCAAAAAUUAAUCCUGUUUUCUGUGGUUUGUAUGUACUACACACUUUGAUGUCACUGUUUUGUGGAGCUCCAACAAGUUUAUGGUUGCAAUUUAUAAAACAACUUGAUGGUGCAAAACAUAUCCUUUCAUGUGUCCCUUCAUUUGUUUGAGUAUUAUGUGUUGAAAAAGCAUAAAUGUUAAGGUUCAUUCAUAUGUUUCUAGACAAGAUUUAUGAUUCUUUGCAUUCUCCCUUACUCUGAGUUGUCUCACACCUUUUUUUUUCUUGUAUAAAAAACUCCCCUUGUUACC